Molecule: messenger RNA, 3280 nt
Organism: Lates calcarifer (barramundi perch)
Lineage: Eukaryota; Metazoa; Chordata; Actinopteri; Centropomidae
Exons: 4
Coding region: 161-877 (238 amino acids)
Biological process (GO): adaptive immune response
Cellular component (GO): membrane
Molecular function (GO): signaling receptor activity
Source: RefSeq, a predicted model, not a curated record
AACCACAGUAUUUUAACUGUAGUUGUGGCGUUGAGGUCCUCUUCCUGCUUUGAGGUGAAGAACAAUAAAUAGACUGAGGCUGAAGGAAUCAGGGGGAGUAUAUUAUGACUUAGUUCUGGUGCAUCAUAGUGUUUUUUUAAUUAAAAAAAAAAAAAAAGCCAUGAAGAUGAAUACGACAUGCAUUCUCAUUUUUAUUCAGCUCUUUGAAGCCAAUGCAGAGUUGAUCUUCAGGCGUCUGACCGCGAGCCAGUCACUGGAGCUCUCCUGCUCCCCUAACAAGCUGAGCCUGAGGGGCCUCCACCUGUACCACCGUGGUGCCCAGACCCAGACCACCCUGCUGUCCAUGGCCAAGGGCGGCGAGAUCAAGGUCAACCCGGAGCACAGGGGGCGUCUGCACCUCGGCGGGGGGCUGGACUCUGCUCAGGUCAAUGUGACCAUAUCCCACUUACAGCACAAUGACACGGGACUGUACAUGUGGGAGCUGAGCUACAGAGAGGAGAACUACUCUGACCUCAUCCUCAGUGCUGAAAAGGUUUUCUUGCUGGUCGAAGGGGCAGAGAGGCCGUGCCAGUGCUCUCCCAGGUACCCCCCUCUGCUCUUCACCAUCUUCGCAGCAGCAGGGCUGAUUGUGCUCACACUCUGCUGGCUGGCCACAAAAAAAUGUGUGAAGGUGAGGCAUCAUGACAGACCACAAGCUCCUGUUCCUAUCUAUGAGGAAAUGACCAGGAAGCAGCAGAGCACUGGAGUCCCCCAAAAUAACCAUGAGGCCCCCUCACACCUGGAGGAAGACAACUUCCCCGUGUACGCUAACCCAAACAUCCGGCCGCCACAGGACAACUAUUACGCCUGUCCCAGGCAGCUCGCCCUCAGAACCUGACGUGACCUCUGGCAUCGAAAUAAUGGUGCUGCGAAGAUGAACAGGAAGUGACACCAGCUCUGCUGCAGUGUCUUUGCAGCAGAGCUGGUGUCAGCUGCAGAACAAACACACACACAUGCUGCACUGAUGGUGACUCUUCCUCCAGGAAAUAAGAAACAGAUGCAGAGAGACGAGCAACAAAUAAUCAAAUGGCACAUUUUUUUACAGCCAAGAAAAAAAAUGCUAUUUUAUUAAUAUUUGAAAGAAGCUCCAUAGUUCAUGAAAACAUUUGUUUCGGUGCAUGUCAUGUAACAAUCACAUUCUAUGAGGAGAAAGAGAUAUACAGAGAGAAAAAAUAAAACAUUACAAGCCACUGACUUCUCAUCAAAUCUCAGUACAGACAUUUUUACUUAAUAUUUCAAAAACAAAAAAAGGCAAACAAAAAAAAAAAAAAAAAAAAGCAGCCCUAAUCCCAUACCCCCACCCCACCCUCUGAUAAACCUUAACAACUGAGAAAAAAAACCCUUGAGGGUGACAGGCUAGAAUCCCACAGUGCUAAAGAGUGAGACGCUCAUUGGUUUUAGGAAUACACAGCAUGGCGAUGUAGCGCUAGGUCGAUCUGAAUCAGGGGAAGGAAGCUGGAGGCGGAGGGCUCGAGAUCAGUCACCUCUCCACCCCCACCCUCCCUCCACCCCCUUAAAAAAAAAAAACCAAAAACAAACAAACAAAAAAAAACAAUAAAACACAUUGGAUCCCAAAAACCCCUGCAAUUGAUCAGCCACUUAAGAAGUAGGCCAUAAAAUCCCCAUCUUAUGCCCCCAAACCCCACCCCCCAAAAACACUUGUGCAUAGUUUCAUGAUCCUUUACAACCAGCUCAUGUUUUUUUUUUUUUUACAAACAUCCUCCAAAAUGUGAAAAAAGUUCCACAAAAGUCUGAUUUAUCUAUUAAUAAUACCCGCUGUGGGAGAAUGAGAGAGAGAAAGUGAGAGAGAGAGAGAGAGAGAGAGAGAGAGAGAGAGAGAGAGAGAGAGAGAGAGAGAGAGAGAGAGAGAGAGAGAGAGAGAGAGGAAAGAAAGAUUAAUGCACAAUGUUCCUGAUUCAGUCAGGACGGGACCUCAUUAAGAAAACACAAUAAAGAUUCAAACAUACAGCAUUUUGCAUGUUAUUCACUGUCUCUUUUUUUAAACAAUCAAAAUCAUUGACCAUUUUUUUUGUUUUUUUUUUUAAUGUAAAGCAAUUUUUAUAUAUAGAUUUAUAUAUAAAGCACUCCAUUUUCAUUUAAAGUCCAUUAUUUGGUUAUUAUGUAACUGCUACGGAUUUAGAAACAAAAGGUAUUUUCUCUUCUUCUGAAGUCCAUAACUUUCAGUGCUUAGAAUUGUUUCUUUUAAAUCAUCCUUUUCUUUUUACUCAUCAUAAAAAUGUACAUUAAAAUGGCGUGGAGUUGGUACUCUGGAACCCUGGCCUUCCUGAGACAAGAUCCACUUUUUCGUGUGUGUGCAAGAUAGUGAGCAAUUAUGUCUUUUUUUCUUUUCUUUUUUUUUUUAUAUAAAGGAAAAAUAUUAUAAUCAACAUAAAACAUACAGGCUUGAGAUAGUCCAUGAAAUCAACUUUAACACAGAACAAAGAAGGUUAAACAGAACAAGACAACACUGUUCAAUCCCAGAGUUCUGAAAGUAGCACAAUAAAUCUUCAUUCUGUGAAGUGUUGUUUUUUUUUAAUAAAUGGAAGCAUUUGUCCUUUUUUUUCUUUUUUCCAACAUUCCCAUGGUUUAAUUCCUUUGUGUUGCAGAUUUUUUUUGAACUCCAGAAAAAAACUAAAGUGUUUGUAAACUGUCAGUGGCCUUGCAGGAAAACAAAUGACAAUAUGAGUGAAUCGAACAUAAGUGAAAACAGAACGAAAGCUAACAAACCAAAAAGGUAGGCACCUCUGAAGUGAGCCCUAGAAGCCAAGGCUCAGUCUGAUGUCUCGUCCUUCACUCUCUCCAUUGCUCAGAUUUGGGAGAGCUGAAGUCCUUCUACCCCAAUCUAUGGCCACAGGUCUGCAAAAUACUUUUUUUUUGCUGCAUUUUUUUUUUAUACAUAUGUGAUUUUUUUUUAGUUUUCUUUUUUUUUUUAGGUUUAUAGUCUGAAAAAUGGUGCAAUACUCAAUUAUGAUCCAUACUUUCUUGGAUUAUUCCACAAUGAAAGCCACUAAGGUAGAUAAACAUUACAUUUUAAAAACACACUUAUUUUAGUCCUUGAGUAAACAUUUACACAUGAACUGUCCCCGUCUCCCCUCAGUACUUGUAUCAUGUUGUUCGUUUAGCUGGAUGAGGGGUGAGGCCGACACUCAGUGCAACGCUAGAGGCUAGUAACAAUUAACAUCAGAAUAUAUUUUUGACAAGCAAAAAGAAAAAAAAACAAAACAAAAAAAAAAAAACAAAA